GACUCGUUUCAUUCUUCAUUUCAGCACCACGCGCCUCCCGGACAGCGCCCGAAUGAACUCGCGCGCAGAUUCUGGCAACGCAUGCCUUAUAAGGGACCCAGCCGCGUCAGCAUCGAGUCUAAACGGAGCGGGCAGGGACUUCAAAAGAAAAAACAAAGCCAGUAGAAAACACGAACUCUCCGGACCUGUAGCUCGGUGGAUACCCGCUGUUUCAUCCCGCUGACAAGUCAGGAGCCGCUCGCUCCCUCAGAUGCCUCAGCAACAGGGCAGCAGCAUGUCUGAAAAGAAAUCCAGUCAGCGAUUUCACAGCCUGAACGCUGAGCAGGUGGAGGUUCUCCAUCAGGUUCUUUCAGAGGUGGUUCCAAUCCACGGCCGUGGGAAUUUUCCCACGCUGGAGCUGCGUCCUCGUGACAUCAUCAUUGCCGUGCGGGCCAGGCUGCAGAAGCAGGGAAUCACAGUUAGAGAUGUUCGUCUGAACGGCUCCACGGCCAGCCACGUCCUUGUCCGAGACAACGGAACAAGCUACAAGGACUUGGACAUCAUCUUUGGAGUGGAGUUGCCCACUCAAGAGGAGUUCCAGGUGAUCAAAGAGUCAGUGCUGGGCUGCUUGCUGGACUUUCUGCCUGCUGCAGUCAACAGGGAACGGAUCAGCAACGCCACAAUGAAAGAGGCCUAUGUCCAGAAAAUGGUAAAAGUCUUCAACGAACAUGACCGCUGGAGCCUCAUCUCCCUCUCAAACAACAGUGGCAAAAACCUGGAGCUCAAAUUUGUGAGUGCGCUCAGGCGCCAAUUUGAGUUCAGCGUAGACUCCUUCCAGAUCAUUCUGGAUCGUCUUCUAGAGUCUUACAUGCAGAAGGACUCGCAGCGCAAAAUGAAUAAGGUUGAAGUUAAGGACCAGCCCGCAGAGAAUCAGAAUAAAUACUCUCCUUCCCUGCUGAAUCAAACAGCUGCGCCAGAAACAGAAAAGCCCACAGACAGAGACAUUUUCGGUGAAGAAGGUGCUCAAAACAGCCAGAUAAAACAGAGAGAUGAGGUGCAGGAAAACAAUUCUCAGACCGAAUUCUCGCAACAAACUGUACAUUCAAACCAGACAAAACACACAGCACUGGAGAAAGACAGCAAAGAGAAAAUACCUGAAGGGUUGAAGGAAGUGUCAGAGCACGGAGAAAACUUAAACCAGACAGGCCAGACAUCUUUGUCAGAAAAGAAACAAGCCCCUGAGGAAGCUGAACCACCAGCUCAGAUUGAACAUGAGCCAGAGCUCUUGGAAAAGACUGAAGGCUCAACAAAGGUAGAACAGUUAAAGCAAGCGAAGCCCUGUGACGACUUACCACCAGCACAUUCAAACCACGGAGAACUCUCUGUCCAGAAAGAACUUGCUAACCACACAAAACCCCCUGAUGAACAGAAAGAACUAGCAGAGCAGAUGGGACAGUCUGAGAUGCCAAAAACCUCAAACGAAACCCAGGGAGAGUGUCUGAACCUUAGAGAAAGCCCUCGCAGUACAGAGCAAUCUGAUAAAACAAACGUAUCUAAGUCUUUCGGAGAGUAUGAAAGCAGCAGUGAGGAAGAUAAAACACAACAUGUGCCAGCUCUACACACUAGUACAUCCUCACACAAGUUAGCAGAUGAACAAAAUGCAGAAACAGAGGAAGAAAUAGAAGAAGAGAGGAAAACUGACACAGAAAUAUGUGAAAUCACAGAGAACACACAGGGUAUUGAUUGUUCCUGCUCCUCCUCUUCCGCUCUCACACUUUGCAGCACACAGCUUCCUGACGCACAGGAUUUGCUGGAGAUUGACAACACACAACAAACAGAAAACUCAGAAAAAACACCUAACACACUUGAUGCCGCUAACCCUCCAGAUACUCAGGAUAUUUUACUUCCACCACCUAGCCUUUCUUCUGACAAAAAGACCUCCUCUGCUCCCCCUUGUAAGGCCUCAGAGAGACUAUCUCACAUGGUGGUGCUCAAACACUCAUCCCCCAAACCCCCUCGGAGGAUGUGCAGAAAGGUCACCCCCAGUCCUAACCCCAGCUCACUCCCCGAAAACGAGUUACUCGUUUCUGUGCCCUGCCUGGAGUCAAACCCUCACGCGAGCCCCGAGAUAGCCUUUAACACAGAGCCAACUGCUUCCAGUUCAAACUCUACAGCUACCCCAACAAGCACCAUUCCUUUUAAGACUAAUUCUGAACCUAGUCCUUCCAGUAACCUAGCUUCAGAUCUUAACUUUAGCCCAGCUCCGGAUCCAGCCCUUGAUAUAAUCUCCACCUCUACUCUGAAUUCCAUGUCUGCUUUACCUCAAGACCCACCGGUUUCUCAGUUAGCCACAGAAGACCCAGGUGAAACGGCUACUCAGAGCCCUACUGAAACACCAACUACACAUGUGGAUUUCAGUGAGCCCAGUCAGUCCUCCCCUACAGAAACUGCCAAACAAGUAGAGCCCCUUGACUCAGCAGACAUGUUAGUUUCACAGUCAGAUCCUUCUAGUUCCAGAACAGAACAAGAGACCAAAAAGAUGGCUGUGAAUCAACCAAGUGACAGCCCGCAAGGGUCCGCCUUCAGUCCAGCUUCUCCUGUCCACUGUGUUACACCUCCUGUGUCCUGUCUCACCCCUCCAGUAGUUAGUCUGUCCCCUCCUUGCCUAACUCCCCCGCCCCCCAUCCUCAGCCCUCCCCCAUGCCUGACCCCUCCAUCUCACUGCCUCUCGUCUCCGAUGCUAAGCACUGUCAGCCCUGCUACUAGCUUUAGCUCUCCAACCCUAAGCUUCAGCCCUACCUCAUCCUGCCUCAGCUCACCUCCUUACCUCACCCCUCCAAUGCUCAGCUUGAGCCCUACACCGCUCUGUCUCACACCCCCUUCCCCCUGCCUGAGCCCUCCCCUCCUCUGCCUCACUCCACCGGUGGAGUCGGAGGACCUUGUACCUCAGGUAUCUUCAGACAUGGAGCCUUUGAUACUAAACACGGACAGUGAUGAACAGAUUAAAGAGUCUUCCCCUCAGCCGGGAGUUCCUCUCUUACAGUUGGAGGUUAAAAAAGAACAUGAAUAUAUCUCAUCUUUGCCUCAGGUUACUGAGCCUGUCUCUUUUCCAAUCACUAUCCCAAGUUCCACCUCACAUGUUCUGCCUCACUCUCAGUCUGAAUGCCCCGGGGAAUCUGCCUCUCCAGAAGCCACUGAGGCAGCCAACUCUGUGCCUGAGAACAAAGAGGCCCCUGAGGUAACCACAGACACUUCUGAACAGUGUGACUCUCCUCAGGCAUCUGACUCAGUCCCUGCUGUCGAGGUCCUGGCAGAGAGCAUGUAUGGUGACUUUGAGGCAGCCAUGGACCACCUGCGCUACCGCCUGAUUGCUACCAGGAACCCCGAAGAGAUUCGAGGUGGUGGCUUGUUGAAAUACAGCAACCUGUUGGUGCGAGACUACCGACCAGCCAGCGAGACUCAGAUAAAGACACUGGAGCGCUACAUGUGCUCACGCUUUUUUAUUGAUUUCCCUGACGUGCAGGAACAACAGCGAAAGAUCCUGUCCUACUUGAAGAACCAUUUUAUCGGCGAGGAGAGAAGCAAGUACCAGUACUUGAUGACGUUGCGUCGUGUGGUAGAUGACAGCACAGUGUGUCUGAUGGGACACGAAAGGCGUCAAACACUGAAUAUGAUCACAGUGCUGGCACUGAAGGUUCUGGGAGAGCAGAACAUAAUACCCAACACAGACCAUGUGACGUGCUUCUACCAGCCUGCCCCGUACCUUGCUGAGCACACUGCCCCCUAUCUAGCAGAACCCAGCUACUGCAGCUACUACAUACCCCAAGGGGGAUCAGCUCUGCUGUACCAACCUUACCCUUUACACCUGCACCCGCAAACUGGACUUGUGUAAAACAUGCAUGGAUACACAUGUCAUUACACAAAAUACACAAUUGAGCUAGGGGAUGGUGCAUGCUCCAAAGAAAAAGCUUGAGAAUGGAAAUAUAAUCCAGGGAUAAACUGUUUGGUCUAUAAUAGACCUAUGGGGGUGGGAUUGAGUGGGUUUUUACACUAAACUCCCCAAGUACUCUGUAAGGUUCUAACAUGAUUAUAUGUAAUUAUUUGGGCUUUGUGGAAAAUACUAAUUCUUCCGAUAUUGUUAAAAAUUCCAGAAAAUGCUGUAUGCACUACAUGAGUCAUAGGCCUUUGGUCUCCCUGGGAAACCAAAUGUGCUGUGGACAUUCUCUCUCUCUCUCACACACACACACACACACACACACACACACACACACACACACACACACACAC
Molecule: messenger RNA, 4266 nt
Organism: Maylandia zebra (zebra mbuna)
Lineage: Eukaryota; Metazoa; Chordata; Actinopteri; Cichliformes; Cichlidae
Gene: tent5d
Product: terminal nucleotidyltransferase 5D
Biological process (GO): mRNA stabilization
Molecular function (GO): RNA binding; poly(A) RNA polymerase activity
Source: RefSeq, a predicted model, not a curated record